GACUUGGCCCACUGCUGACGUCAGUGCGAAAGCCCUUCAGCAAAUAUGAGCUGGUAGAUUUUACUCCUCCGUAACGGAGAAAGAAAAAUCAAUUUUUACACAACACUCUCGACAUAUCUAGUUGUUUUAUUGUAAAUAAUAAAUGUCUAAAAUGUUCAUCUUGUAUCGCAUGCUUUCGUGAUGGAUACGAUAUGCUCGAAUUUCUCGACAAUAUUUCAGUUUAAUGAUCUGGUUUUGUGGAGGGAGGCACUAGCAUCAGCUAAUUGAAACGCCAGAUUUGAAAAGAAUGCCUUAGACGUGUCACAACCCAGAUUUUUGUUCUUGCGCUCAGGGAACACUAUUGCGAAAAGAAUUCCCGAAUUUGUUGGAAUCAUUAUUACUCGUUGAUAACAUGUGUUUUGGGUGAGGAAAACCCUUUGGCGUAUUACCAUGGUCCGAAAUAUUCUCAUGCCACCGUAAAGGACGUAUUAUGGACCUACAUAAAAAAAAGCUUAUUGCGUAUGAAUCUGCUCGUUAAAUGCUGGAGAUAUUCCCGCUUAUUGAAGUGUGCCAUAUAAUAGCUGUGUGUAUGAUAAGACCAUGCUGCCAGCCGACUAACUUUUCCCCCAACUGCAUCCUUUUACCCCAUCACAAAACACGUGUGUCGAAAGUCUGAAGACAGGUCGGAGAGGUUUUAUAACAUUUGGAUACUCUUUGGAUGUCGACUAGAGGUCGUUCUACAGAUUUUUCUCACAGGGUGUGUGCUUUGCAUUAUGCCUGGGCUACCUGUCACUGUGGCCGAAAGGCAGAAGAAAUUCGAAGAAUUUAAGUCACCUGGAAGUACAUGAGAGUGGAUUAGUGAUCUGAGAUGGAAAAUAUUAACUCUGAAGAUGGAUUAGAUCGUGCUGUUACUACUACGAAGCUACGAUCACCGAGUCAAGUCUCAGAUUCGAACACAAUGGACUCUUUUCAAGAUGGUGGCCAGCAAAACAUGAACUCAGAGCAAAAUGAUUAUACAGCUUCUUUGGACUCUACUCACGUCAAUUCCGAAUCCAACAAUUAUCCACAGAAUUCGGGAGAUGGAGGUGUGAGUUCAGAUAGUUAUGCAAGAAUGAAUGAAAAUAUUCAUCCUACACAAAUACCUGGAUUCGGUAUGUACGGUAGGGGAAAUUACAGCAUGGGAGAUCAACAUGGCGCUAUGUCUAUGCCAGGAAGUUCGGAGUUUUCAAACCAAACCUCGCAAUAUCAUGGACAGUAUUUACCAACUCAUGUUCGGCCUGGAUUUCCUGGAGGUCCAAAACCUGGAAUGAAUCCGAUGCGACCAGGAAUGGGGACAUCUGGUAUGGGAAUGAUGCCCCCUUCAUAUAAUCCUGCCUCGACAAGAUUAAUGUCUGGUCAAAGCAUAUCUCAACAGAGCGGACCAACACCGACCCUUAAUCAGCUUUUACAAUCUCCGAAUUCGGCUCAGAGAUAUCCGAAUAACUACUCAGAAUACGGAGGUUCUCAAAAAGUCCCUGCUGACAUGGGCAGUGUGGCUGGUUACCCUAUGCAACAGGCAUGGAGUCCCCAUCAACGAGGAGCUAUAAACGCGUUCCCACAGACUCAGGGGGCCAUAUCCGGCUGCCAAGCUUUCCGAAAUCAGGGAGGUGGAAAUAUGAAUGAAAUGCCACAACAAAGACGAGCCUCAGGUAUUCCUAAUUUUCCUCAACAGACAUCUCAAUAUAACAAUCAACAAUUUUCACCUAAUUCCCAACGUUACAUGAUGGGAACCGGACAGGUUCGUUCAGGACAAAUGAGCCAGCCCUAUGGACAACAGCAUCAAGGUGACUUGUUCAGUUAUAAACCUGGUAAACCACGAAUGGUUGAUGUUAACAAGAUACCUGGUCAAUUUGUUCCCAAUCAGAUGGUCUUCAACCAAUCAAUGGGUGUUUCACAAGUGGUGCAUCAGCAACAACCUACACCACAACAACCACCACAGCCUCCAGGGCCCUCUCCACCAAGACAUUCUCCACAAGCUCCACUAGCCACUCCACCAACAUCAACUCAACAACAACAACAACAACAACAGCAGCAGCAGCAGCAGCAGCAACAGCAGCAACAACCAACGUCCCAGUCCCAACCGUCCCCUCAAUCACAACAGCAACAAAGUUCACAUACUCCUCAACCAUCCCCACUUCAGAAUCAAUCUCCUCAGCAUAAUCAGCAAAAUAGUCCUCAGAAUGUAACUCGCUCUCAUGGUAAAAAAAGCAAUGAUGACGGUGAAGGAAUGUAUCCACUACGGUGUCGUUCUCAGAAAAAGAAAACUCAGCCAGUUGUUUUUGUGGGAAACAAGGAAAGUAACAAUACAUUUGAUGAAAUGAGUUCUGAAAAUACACGAGGAUCUCAAGGUACUCCAACUCCAUCAGGGAGCCAUCAUCCUAGUGUUUCUAACUUGCGGGUUACACCAUCACCUGCUGGCUCAGCUGGAUCUCGAUCAAAUACUCCAGCAUCUGUUACAGGAAACCAAGCUGGUAGUCCAAUGCCCCCUCGUCCACCUUCUAGUCAGUUGGAUGGACAAGGUUCGAUGUCCCAGUCACAAAUGACAGGUCAAGGCUUCGGUCAGCAUAUUAUGCCUCCUCCAGUUGGCCCCAAUCAGAUGUACAACACAGCCAAUAAACCAAUGGCAGGGAUGAAUGCUGUGGCUGCCUCAGUUUCUCAGAUGGGAGGUCACUUUAGCCAGUACAAUUCCCAAUUUCCUGGAAGUUUCCAUCGACAACAGAACCCUGCAGGGAUGCAGAAUUAUCCCCAGCAAAAUGUGUACAAUGGACCCAACCAAAUGAGUUCGUUAUCUGGAGGAUCUUUGUAUAGUAGUAUGCCCAUCAAUAGAAAUAUGUCCUCAGCUAACUACAAUAGUGCAAGCUACCCACAAUCUGGCAAUAUGAACUCACAAUGUAGUAAUUUUAACAGUCAUAGUAGUACUGCAGUUUCCGGAGGACCAAAUGUUCAUGGAGGACCCUGCUCCAAUAUGCCAAACCAUUCGAUGAAUUCCAUGCAGCAGCAGCAGCAGCAACAAGCAUCACCUCUUCCCUCGCAUCCUCACCCACCCCACCCUUCAACCGGAGGUGCCAACACCAUGACCAUGUCACCAAGUGGCCAGUGUGUAACACCACCUAUUGUACCUGGAGUUAAAGGUGCACAUGCAGCAGCGCAGGCAGCUAUGAUAGCUGCUGCUAAUACUGCUGCUGCCACUCGUUGUCAUCAGUUACGGACAGGAUCAUCUAAUCAGCCAGCCAGAAUGUAUCCUCCAGGAAUGGCACCUGCUGGUCCUUCAUCCAGUCACAUUGGAUCAAUGAACUUCUCUUCUGCCAUCAACAAUAUUCCUAGUUCAUCUGGUCAGUUUCCUUCUUCAGUGUCUCAAACAACAGUGCCUAAUUCUAUGACUCAACAAUCAAAUUCUUGUAGCCCAACUAGUCCCUCAACCAGCAGCACACACAGUAGCAACACCACUAGUGCUAAUUCCAAUCGAACAUUGGAUCCAAUGAAACAAACUCCCUCUUCCUUGUCUAAAGAAGGAUGUUUACCAAGUAACUGUGCCAGCAGUUUUAGUGCGAUGAUUCCACCGACAGCCAACUCGGGUAUGGACGGCAUUGGAAUCCCAACCCAAGGUGAUAGCACAGAGGAAGGCAAAGCUGUUGACGAGAACAGUGAAUGUAACAGUGAUGGCAGUCGCAUCAUCCCACCUGGUAGUCUAGAUUCAUCUGGUGUUGUUGGACCAACUGUUUCAAGUUCCAUGUCAACUCGCCAUAGUUCUGCUGCUGGCCCAGCUACUUCCUCCUCAGUGCCUGUCAGCCAACAUGUGUGCGUGAGCAGCCAGGCUCCUAGUUCAAAUAAUUUAUCCUUAGAAGACAGUCACAACACAACCACUUCUACUGCAAAUUCUAGUGCAGGAAACACCGCCACAAUGGUCACUCAGGCCAUUACAGCUCCUGUUGCCAGUGUUGUGGAGUCUAUGAGUAACGAUAGCCAACCAGAUCUACUUUCAACAUACAGCAUCCCACCAAUGGUGAAUUCAAGUUCAUCAGGAAAUGUAAUGUCUUCCGAUGAACCACCAGAAAAGAAGAAAAAGGAUUGUGUUUCACAUCCCCCAACACCGACCAAUCUAUCCCAAUCUCCAAGUGGAACAAGUGUGUCCUCCUAUCCAGAGGAGAUAGAGAACCUUAACAGUCCGACAAGCUGGUCGGUGGGCACUCCAAAACCUGGACAGACUGCCGACUUACACAAGUUAUACACCAUGGGGGAUGAACCAGAUAGAAAAACUUUUCUAGAUCGGUUAUUAUAUUUUCUAGAAGAGAAAGGUACACCUAUAACAUCAAUGCCUCAAAUCAGUAAACAGCCCCUCGAUCUCUAUAAACUGUACCACAGUGUAAAGGAUAGAGGAGGAAUGGUUGAGGUAAGCAAGGCUAAGAAAUGGAAAGAGAUCUGUGCAGUUGUGAACAUAGGCUCUUCAGCAAGUGCUGCUUUCACUUUAAAAAAGAAUUAUGUUAGGUAUUUAUUUGCAAUGGAAUGCAAAUAUGACAAAGGAGGUAUAGAUCCAGCACCAAUACUAGCACAAAUGGAAGCAGCAAUGCAACAGAAACGAGAAAGCAAACAGAGAAGAGCACCCUCACCAGCUGGCUCCCAAGGCUCUUCUCAAGAUGCAUUCCGACCCCCUAGCACACCUAACAGCAACAGCCAAGGAAUGGACCCAUUUUCUCCAAACAUGCAAUCCUAUAUAGGAGGCCCCAAUUCUGAAUCUAACAUUGGUCCAAUGAGCUCAACUAUGAUGCCUCACGGAAAUAUGAUGAACAGUAUGAACCCUUCCAAUAGCAUGCUGGCUCAAAAUUCUGUGGGUGGUCCAAAUUCAAGUAUGCUCCCUCCUCACCAUAUGUCUUCUGGACCAAACAGUAUGCAUGGCAAUAUGAUGCCAGGGAACAUGCCCCCUUCUAAUAAUAUGAUGGGGAAUUCGUAUGCCCCAAACAACAUGAUGCCAAACAAUAUGGGUCCAAAUAAUAAUAUGAUGGCAAAUAACAUGGCAACAUCAAAUAACAACAUGCUUGGUAACAACAUGGGACCUUCUAACAACAAUUUAUCUUCCAACAUGAACCAGGCACCUCAAAAUGAAAGUGACAGUGUUAGUGUUCAGGACCCAUUUGCAGAUGAGCCAUGUGCCAGUGGCCCAAGUUAUCCCAGGCAGAGUAUGAAUUCGCAGAUGCCACCCUACUCUGGCAUGCAAUCACAGACUACCAUGUCUGGUAAUUAUGGCUUCAAUCGUCAAAAUGCCCAGCACGGAAUGUCACCAUACUCAAAUAUGAGCCAACAGUCUAUGAACAACUUUUCUGAGAACCGAAUUGGUCAAAAUGAACAGUAUAAUGAUGCCUAUCGAAGGACAAUGGGUAUGGAGAAUUUCAAUAACAAUAAUAGAAAUUCAGAAAAUUUUGGUCCUGCAGCUACUCAAUUUGGACCUCGGAAUAGUCAAGUAUCAGGUGCUCAGUUCCCAUUUGGACCUCAGUUUGACCGUGAACGGUUUGAGCAACCUAAUGCUGCAAAUUCUAAUCAGCAAUUCCGACCACCAUCUCAACCUGGAAUGGUUACUCAACAGCAGCAUCCUGAACAAAUGUACCCCAAUCGAUAUGGCAGCAAUCAGCAAAUGACUUCAGUUCGGUCACAUACUCCCCAACAUGACCAGUACGCAGCCCAAGGAGGGUAUCCUAAUCAGAGUAAUACUUUUAAUAGUCCGAGGGGAGUGGUACCACAGGAACAAUAUCAGAACUAUCCGAAUCAGCAAGCUGGUUUUGCUGGGCAUCGACCACCUAGUUCACGAGAAGUCCCUGGUGGCAAUAUGUAUGGAACGCCAAAUAAAAGAUAUCCACCUGAUGUUGAAAGGCGAGAGAAUUUCAAUAUGUCAGGCUACACUAAUCAGCCUAACUCCUACCCUGAAAAGCCUGGCUCUGCUCCUGUGAUGUAUCCACAAUACAGGGAGGCUAUGAUUCCACCACAGGACAGCCCCAUGCACGAUUCACGAAGGGAUCCUAGCCAGUGGUCAGCUAUGCAGCAGCGCUAUGGGUCUCAACACAGUGGAUCCAACUAUCCUGGCUCCAGUAUGAAUGCCAUGCCUCCUGGUUCUGGAAUGCUUCCUCCAAUGGUUCCCCCCAGCCCGAGCAGCACAGGUAGGACUAUGAACCCCAGGCUGUCUCCACAAAGGGAUAAACCAUAUAUGUCACCUCCUAGGGUACAGAAGCCUGGGGGUAUGGUACCAAAUGCUCAACUCCCACCCAAGAAGGAAAUAUCAUUCCCACCAGAUAGCGUAGAAGCUGUUCAGCCCUUGCUGGCCAAGAGAAAGCGGCUAGCUAAACAAGACAUAGGUCAAACUGAACCCUGGAAACUUAUGAUGGCAUUAAAGUCUGGCAUGCUUGCAGAAAGUACUUGGGCUUUGGAUACAUUGUCUAUUCUUUUAUUUGAUGAUUCAACAGUGGCUUACUUCACUUUAUCACACUUACCAGGGCUACUUGAAGUUUUACUGGAACACUUCCGGCGCUGUCUUAUCGACAUAUUUGGCCUGUUUAAUGAACUUGAAGUUGGUUACAAUACUGCUAUGUUAAAACAUAAAGAAAAGAAAGGAGCAAAGUCUAAAGAAACACAUAUGGAUGUAGAUGAUUUCAAAAAUUUGGAAAGUGAUACUGUGUGGAAAGGUAUGCGAACAGGAGAAAACUAUACUUACAUUACAAGGCAAGGGAAAAUAGUGAAAAUCAAUGAGAAUGAUCGAGAUACUGCUCUAUUACAUGGGAAACAUUGGGAUGUGUACACAAAUUUCACGAGCAAAGCAGAACAUUGGCAGCUAGGUGGUGGUGAUAUGACCAAACAUGUUCAAACUCACUUUGAAAGUCUAUCUAAUCAUAAAGUGUUAAAGAAAUUCUUCCUUUACCGUGGCAUGAAAAAAAAUUGUGAAGAUGAUAGCAUCAACAUUAGUUUGCCUGAAUCAAAUUGUAUAAUGCGAGAACCUGCUGAACAUGCAUCGGAAGAGGUGCGUCUAUUAUUAAAAUCAACCUGCCAGAACAACAAAACCGUCAAUGGGGUGGUUGAGGACAAUUUACCAAAUUGCAUCACAAAAGUCCACAUUAAAAAAGAACCUGUUGAGGAGGCUGAGAAAAACAAAGCUGCUACGAAGCCAACUUGCACCCCAGCUGAUACUGAAGUAUCCACUGCUGCUGCUGCUGCUGCUGCAUCUGAUCGCGUCAAAGAAGAGCCUCGGUCUGAGGAGAAUUGUAAAAAUCUAGAUUCUGAACAGAAACAGAGUGAAUCCACAAAAAAUGGCACUGAAAAAAAUUGUGUAAAUAGUGAAAACCAUUGUGAAAAGGAUGGUGUUGUAAAAAAAGAUUUAGAGUCUCAAAAAGUGGAAACAAAAGUGGAUAAAGAUAAAUUAGUAAAAUCUGAAGAUAAGAAAACUAAUUCGCUUAAAAAUGAAUCCAUUUUGAGCCAUAUUGAAAAUGGAAUAUCAAUUGAAUCCCUGUUAAGGAAAGCUGAGCUGUGUGAAGAUCCUGAAGAAGAGGCCUUUGAGAGAGAUAGCCCUGCAGUAUGCCUUAUGUCAGAAGCUCAAGAUGAGAUUGGGCGGCGGUGUGUAUGCAUUUCUAAUAUAUUUCGCAGUUUGUCGUGUAUCCAGGGAAAUGACUCUGAAAUGUCCAGACAUCCCGGUCUGAUGUAUAUUCUAGGAAAAUUAUUAUUACUCCAUCAUCAACACCCCCCUCGGGUGAAGGUACGGAGAAAACUUGAUAAAGAAGAAACAGAGUUUGAAGAUGUUUCCUUGUCUGAACACGAAUGGUGGUGGGAUCAUUUGCAUGCAUUACGUGAGAACACAUUGGUUAUUUUUGCUAACAUAUGUGGGCAGCUUGAUCUCUCAAUAUACCCUGAGGACAUCUGUUUGCCUAUAUUGAAUGGGCUGCUUCACUGGGCUGUCUGCCCCUCCUCCUGCGCCCAGGAUCCCUUGCCAAGCAUGUCACCAUCCUCCGUCCUUUCGCCUCAGCGAUUAGUACUUGAAGCAUUAUGUAAAUUGUGCAUACAUGAAGCUAAUGUGGACUUGUUGCUUGCAACACCACCCUUUAAUCGGAUAGUACAGCUUGUUAAUAACUUGACUAAAAUGCUUGCUAAUAAAAAGGAGCAAGUAACUCAGGAGUUUGCAGUUGUGUUACUAUCAGAGCUUGUGCAGGGAGACAGCAGUGCUGCCCGUGCCAUAGCUAUGCAGCAUCCGAGUGUAUCGUUGCUGAUAGACUUUUUAGAGACAGCCGAACACAAUGCUGUGCAGGUAGUAAGCACUCAUGGUAUCAAUGUGUUAAGGGACAGUCCAGAAAUGAUGGGAACUAGUCUAGAUAUGUUACGACGGACUGCAAAUAUACUGGUACAUUUAGCUCGGGUGCCAGAGAACAGACCAUGUUUUGUACACCAACAGAGCAGACUUUUGACUUUAGUUAUGUCUCAAAUACUUGACCAGCAUGUGGCACAGACUCUAGCUGAUGUACUUUACGAGUGUUCACACUCAUAGUAGGGAUUAUGUCACUGACAUUAUUUUGAUGAAGCCAUUACUUUCAUUUCCAUUGUAUCUGUACAUUUUGUCAUAUCAACUUCAUGGAAUCAAGCUGUGAAGAGAAAAGUCUUCCUCUGUUUUAUGGAGGAAAAUAAAAACACUGGCUAGAAGUAAUUAAAACAGAAAGUGGAAGGAAAGGAAGACGAAAAUUGUUUUAAUAUGGGAGGAUGUAGUUACAACUCAUCUUUCUCUCUCAUCAUCAUCAUUUCAUCAAAGGUGUAGUUAUGUAUAGCUUUUUAUGUGGAGAAAAAAAUACUUUCCCUCUCUCUCUCUCUCUCUCUUGCUAUCUCCUCUGUUUCUUUUACUCUCUCUCUCUAUCUCUCUUCCCCUCUCUCUCUCUCUCUCCUCUCUAAAAUCUAUCUCAUCAGUUAAAAGAAAUUGAAAAAGAAAACUAACAAACAAAGCAUGACACAGGUUGCAGCAGCCUUGUGCUCCAUUGGAAGGGGAAUAUGGGAAUAUGUCAAAUUAGGUGAUUUUUAUUUUUGUACAUCUUUAGGUGUGCAACUUUCUUUGUUGUGGAGGGCUUUACAAAUGAAUUGCAUUAAAAGAAGAUUUAAAAAAAAAAAAAAGAAACAGGUUAUAAAUCAUUUGGCUUUACCUACAGUUCAGGUAGGUUGAACUUAAUUACAGGUGCUCCUGCCAAAAGCAUAAACAGAAAGGUUCUGGUCAGUUACCUUUUUCAAUUUAUCAAAAAUUUACAUUUGGGAAAAAGCAAAGCCAGCAAGAAAUCAAUAACUAGUGCAGUGUUUUGCCAAGAACACUGAUCACUAGAGAUGUGAUUCCGUUUCACCUCCUGAUGUCCAGUGAAAAGCACAGUAUUUAUAUGUAACAAGUUAAAAAAGGAAAAGGUUAUCAAAGGUUGGAACGUGUGUAGUUUCCUUUUUGUAGUAAUUCUCAUGAGUCAACUUUGAUAUUCCCAUUGUGCAAAGGCUUUAUACUCGUAUGUCACAAGAAAUAAAUGUACAGAAAAGGAAAUUUCUAGAGUCCAUCUCAGUUUUGCUGUUACUUUUUCUUAAUGUUAUUCAACAUUAUUUAAAAUCUUUGACAGAAGUCUAGAAAUAUACGGGUUUAAAAGUCGCUACAUAUUCACUAUUUUAUUAAAAAAAAAAAAAGUCCUUUAUACUGAAUUUUCUCCUUAUUUCUCUCUCCUCCUGCUCCUCCUUCCUCUUCCCCUCCCAUUACAACAUCUCAGCAUGACCAAUGCUGUGACAGCUGAUGAAGGAUCAUUUGGAAUUUUGUAAUGUUCGGUAGUAAAAGGCUGAACCGUUUUUACUUAAAAUCUUACCAACCAUUGCCAGCAACUUAGUUUACGAUGAAUAUGUUCUCCUCGGUGUAACCUGAUAAGUCUUACAUAUUGAUUUUUUUUUUUUUCUCUCCCCUCUUCAAUUUGGGACCCGGGGAAGAUGGAGAAAGAUCUGAUGGCAUUCAAAGAAAUAUUGGCUCAUUAGGUAUAUAUAUAUGUCUCUAAAAUAAAGUUCUGACUGCUAAGUUGACCAAGAACUAUUAGAAUUUAUCACGUAUGUCUGACAAAUAUUUCCAUUUUAUGUGAUGUGUGAGUAUUUAUUUUUUUAAUUUCUCGUCUUUUCUUCCACAUUUUUUCCUUUACCUUGCCGCUCUUCAUUCCGUUGUAUAUAAUUUAUCAUCACCUUGCUGUCUGGAUUCCAUUUGUCUGAAGAUCACUAAAGGGCUAAAGAAGUGUGGCUCUGACAUCAGCAGUAAUAAAUAGUGAGCUGUGUUAUCCAUUGUCUCAAACUUCGUCUGUGACGCUCAAAUGAUCUCCUCUGACGUUUUAGGCACAAAAACAGAAGAAAAACAACCUGAAACAACAUCUGAGAAUUAUGUGAUAUUGAAUUUUUAGUAAUCAGACAUAAUGAAUACAAGUUGUCAGUUGUAUACUACCUUCUAGAAAUUAUCUUUUCAACUCUCCAAAACUGUUUCUCGCACUACAAUUACAUACCACACACAUACACACACACACACUUACAUUGAAUGCAGAAAGCUGACUGUUGAUACAAUGUUAACAGGCAAAAAUCCAUUUUCCUCAAUAAACAGUUCGUUAUGAAGAAAAGAAAAGAAAACUAUCAUCCAAAUCUUAGUUGAUUUUGUUUUUUGUUUUUUGUUUUUGUUUUUGUUUAUUGGAAAACCUUUUAGUUGAUGUUCCCUCCUCGCUCAUUAGCCAUUUAACAGUUCAGUUGCAAUUGGUUUGGUUUUUUUUUUUUUCCUCCUCCCCCAUCAUCCUUAUAUUUCUAUGCUGUCUAACGGGUUCAUUGCACAGAAGAUCUCUGAAACUUUCUGAAAACGGUCUUCAUAUCGUGUAUAUUUAAUAUCAGUACAACACCAAACAUCUGCUCGGCUCGUUCAGCCCAACAGAUAAAAGUUGCUGCCGUAUUUUCUUGUACUACACUUAUUUUUCUUUCCAGUGCUUUUGUUUUCCUACAACUGAAACCAGGGACAAAGCUAUAUAGUUGGUCUUGUUGGUGUAAACUGUACUAAGAAACAACUGUCUGACUGUAGGCAGCAGUCACUAUCGCCUUGUUAUAUAAUAAACCAAUCUAGGUACACCUGA
This is a messenger RNA of Octopus bimaculoides (California two-spot octopus), 11138 nucleotides long. RefSeq names its product AT-rich interactive domain-containing protein 1B. Gene Ontology annotation, cellular component: brahma complex; SWI/SNF complex; nBAF complex. The record is from RefSeq and is a predicted model, not a curated record. Gene Ontology annotation, biological process: regulation of transcription by RNA polymerase II; positive regulation of DNA-templated transcription; chromatin remodeling. NCBI's taxonomy places the organism in Eukaryota, Metazoa, Mollusca, Cephalopoda, Octopoda, Octopodidae. Gene Ontology annotation, molecular function: nucleosome binding; DNA binding.